Molecule: messenger RNA, 1031 nt
Organism: Cylicostephanus goldi
Lineage: Eukaryota; Metazoa; Nematoda; Chromadorea; Rhabditida; Strongylidae
Source: the annotation of a GenBank genome assembly
UUCGAGAAACGAGAAUACUGGAGUUGCCUGAUGAAGCUCUGUGCUGUGCGGUUUCACCAGAUGGCAAGUUCGUAAUAAUUGGUCUGCUAGACAACACUGCAGGAGUUUACUUCUUUGACACGCUGAAGUUUUUCAUUUCACUCUAUGGUCAUUCCUUACCUGUAACGUGUGUUACAGUAAGCCCAAACAGCAAACUAGUUGUGACUGGCUCUGCGGACAAGUCAAUAAAAAUCUGGGGACUCGAUUUUGGUGACUGCCACAAGUCUUUUCACGCCCACGAUGACGUUGUUUCGGCUGUGCUGUUUUCACCUUCUGAAGAGUUGCUCGUUUGGUCAGCCGGUAGAGAUGGUAAAAUUAAGCAGUGGGAUGCACAGAAGAUGUCUCGUGUACAGGUUUUGGAUCGUCACUCAGCUGAAGUCCGCGCGUUAGCGCAAACGGACAAUGGUAGCUCGCUGUUCUCAGCAUCGCAUGACAAAUCUCUUCGAUGUUGGGAACUGACUGAGGAGCUAAUUGUUGUACAGGAAGAAGAAGAAAUGGAAAGGGAAAAAGAUUACGAAUCCCGCCUCCUUGAAGAAGAAGAUGUGGUAUCUGGUGAGGUGGCUGAACCUGAGGCUGGCUUAGCGACUGUCAAGAAUACUCAAAGCAUAGCAUCGGCGGAAAACAUCAUUGAAGCAGUAGACAUUGUAAGGAACGAAAAGGUCCAAGUGAAGGAAAAUCCUGAGCAUGAAGCUCAUCCUCUGAUCAAAGCUUACAACAGCAAGUCUUAUGACCACUUUAUCAUCGACGUUCUGUCACGAUGUAGACCGAGCAAUCUGGAACGGUGUUUGCUCAUGGUUCCUUUGAGCUACAUUGCUGACAUUCUCACAGCAGUUUCUGCUUGCGUACAUCAACACUACAAAGUUGAACUUGCCGUGCGAGUAGCGAUAUUUUUGAUAAGAAUACAUCAGAACCACAUCAUCAACUCUACAGAAAUGCUUCCAGUAAUCGAGAAAAUUAGUUCGGAAAUAGAAGUACUGUUAGCUACGCUACUC